AUGGAAACAGAAGAUUCGACUUCCUCUCUAUCGUCGGCCGAUGUCUCUACUGCAUUUCCGGCGGCAUCUGUGUUGUGCAAGUUUGAUGUUGCGGCACUACGUCGAGACUUCGACCGACUUAGUGUUGACGAUUUAACUGCGUUAGCCAGCUUCCCGGCAGAACCUCAUGAACUGAUCGGUCGUAUCGUGGCAGUCACGCAUUGUUUGCUUCUUUCACUGGCAUCAGAACAUACCAAACUUGAACUCCGUGCUCCGCCUUGGCCAUUACUGCGACUUCAAUUGCUGGACAACACAGCCAAAAUAUGGAGGAAAUUGCGAAAGCGAGCAUGGCAACUGGAGGCAGGAUCCAAGUUACUGUCCCCAGCACAGAUCCAUUUCGGAUGCACAGAACUGGUUCCUUUCAUUCUACCGCCCAAACCUGGGAAUCAUCGCUCUUAUACAUCUUGGCAACUUGAACGAGUAGCACAAGUCAGCACGAUCGCAGCGUCACUCGGUGCUUGGGGGAUAUUUUGUCUUUGUUGCUGCGUAUUGCCCAAGUCGUCGAGGCUCCGUCUUCAACCAUCUCUCGAAAUUAAAGAUCAAGACGUACCGCUUUCAGGUAUCACAUCUUUAACCAGGGUUAAGAAAAAUAAUGUGGGGGUGAAAUUAGGGUCGAUUCCGGUGCACAAUCGCUGUCUGCAGUCUUCCAGACGCAUCGGUGUCAAGGUUGGUGGUCGAUUUCUGCUUUGUUACACUCGGUUCCCAGCAUAUUCAAGCUCUCAUACCAUUAAUCCUUUCGAGACUUUUGGCGAAUGGUCCACUUACUGCCUUGAACGUAAUCGUACUGGACGAACGCUUUACUCCCUAAACGACACUUCGUGGUGCAAGCCUCUUCAUGCGAUCGAGACUGAACUACCGCAGAAGACUCAGCCCGUAGCACUAUGCUACAUGCCUCCGCUUGCUCAGCAGUCACUGCUGCUCCAACUGGGAUUUCACGAGCACGUAUUUGAACGGCCUGCACAAGAAUUCCCAUACAUCAAGAGACUGCAACCGGUUUUACCUACUUUUACACUGAAACUUGCCGUCAUUUCGAUCGACUCCACUUCGCAACUUACACUUGUAGGCAUUGGAAAUGUCUGGAUCACAAUGAAAACAACAGUGGCUGAUCUACGCAGUCAAGUAACUCCGUCUAUCAGUUCACAUCUACUUCAAGUAUUUAGCAAUGUCGAUACUCAAGGCAACUUCCGAUUCAUAUAUCGAGGCUCAAUCCUUGCAGUCUCACAAGAACGGUACCUCGCUGCACUAACACUGCUACCAUUUACUCUUCUUGUAGUAGCAAGCAACUUUCACGCCAAGGAGAUCCGCCGACAUAGUUGUUCAUCACAGUUCUGGCGUCACCACUGUGAGGUCUCUCAAAGCCUCGUCAAUGCAGGACUACCCGAUCAUAUUUCGAAUCUCCAAGCUCCUGGAUCAUCGAUCACUAUUCCCAUGGAACCACAAAUUUAUGCUAUGCACCAGCCACUUGAAAUAUCGACAACCUCACACAUUGUUGAAAUAUUCACACAUUGGCAAGCAUUCGUGUGCUUCCAGCAACUGCAAGACUCAUCAGUCCUCUUCCAGCUACCUCAGCGGACGAAAAAGCAUGUAAAAUCACUGAGUAAACCGCCAAGACAUCGUCAGAAGGAGCAAGAUGAUGAUCGAGAUGAAAGUAUACCGUAUGGUCCGCAGCCUCAGCAACUCCCUCGAAAGAAAUUCAACAGCAACAAGGAGUGGUUGAUGCCACUGUACGCUGUCGUCGACGUUAAAUCCCCUAUAACAGCAGUACUGAAGACUCCGUUCCGUCAAGACGUAGAGAACACUCUUGAAGCUCCAUGUCGCCUCGUCAUGGCCGAAGAACCAAACGUUAUUCACUUCACACGCAUCAACUUCGUGACCGCCGAGCAUGACGAGUCUGGAGUCCCCCACGCCGUGUUCGAAAUCGCUUUCUUACGUGAUGAAUCCUGUCCACUGGAGUCAUUUGUAACACUGACAAAUGCGUACGUCUGGCGCAUCACACCGCGAAAAGCCCAUACCAACCGAGAGAUCUCAGCACUACCCACUAAAUGGAUGUUGGAUCUGUAUCGAUUCGUCCAACAUCCAACGUAUGAUUUCCAGUCACCAAUGUGCCAGCUACGUACUUUCUUCCGCGUAAAAGUCCCCUGGGUCUCCGCAGAGCGUGCCAUUGAAGCUGCAUUCUGGAGUAAAGACGUUGACUGGACGCCUUCAGUGAGCUCCACCGACUUGUACUCGGUAAUUCUCCGUCCAAUCUUCGACACGCUAUGUCGAUCACACCCUCCGGCAUUCGGCGUGGACAGCGUGAAAUUCAGUAAACUAUUGUAUGAAACCAACAUCCAACCCAAGUUGUUGAGUAUUGGCGACGCUGCUUUCCUCUUCGCUAGCAAGACCACACCAGGGUUCAACGAAAUGGAUUUCAACGGCUUCGUACGUGCUAUCGAGUGGCUUGCUCAGCAGUUCUACAGCGAUAAUACGAAAACUAGAACGAAGCCUGGAAUUCAACACACGAUGUUGCUGUGGCGAAGAGAGAACGCUCGUGGCUUGCAAGACUCUUUACGACGAUUCUGCUUCGAAACUCUGGUCCAUUUGCCCUGUUUGGCAUCCAUUUGGCACGAAAUAAUGGAGUCUUGGCGGAUCGAACGCAAGCAACAGCUCUUGCAAGAGUAUGCGCUAAAGUACUGCGCUGCCACUCGACUGCGUGCCAACUGGAUCGGCUUCGUCACUUGGAGAAUAUACUUGAGACGGCGACAACGAAUGAAGGAGGAGCGUAUGGCCGCUACCGAAAUCCAGAGUCUCGUUCGUGGACGGAAACAAUAUCUGGAAUAUCAGCGUGUACGUCAAAUUGUCGUUCGAACGCAGCGUAGAGUUCAUGCUCGGUCAGAAUUGCGACGUCUUCGUGUAGAGAGGAAAAUCUUCAUUGACCGCAUGAGGCUUCGCUUAGUAAAGUGGACGCGCCACCACCUUUGGAUCCUGAGUGCGUGGAAGCGAGUGAACGCAGUAAGAGCUGCAAGACGUGACCGAAUCCGUGAAAAGAGAUCACGACGAAUUGGCGUUGCGAUUUUUCCAUUGGAUACUCGGCGUCUACGCUUCUCGCUUUAUCGUGCCAAGCCCGUUGCUUCGAAAGACCCUGAAAAACAAGCAGACAGUUUCGAGAUGAGCAGUACAAAAGCUGCAGAGUAUGAACUUGAAGUCGUCGACCCCGCUCGAUCCUGGUGUCACGUGUUCUGUGUCUCGCAGCAGGAAAUCGAUCAGUUCAUCUCUGAAGAAACUGAACGACAAUCAUUGCAGCUCCAGCUGGGAUUCACAACGGCGGCCUUGGCUGAGAAACAGGCUUCGAGUUCAGUCACUCCACAGGUGCAAACUAAGCAAGUAAAAGCUGCCGUCGUGAGAGAUUCGGUUCCAUAUCCGGUGUUGAAGCCGAAUAUAAUGCUACUGGCACUCGCACGGAGACUGUUCAUACUCAAUGGGAUGCAGCAAAGCUUGCGCUGCUACACUGAUCCGAGUGAUACCUCACAGGGAAAGGUCAUCUUCAAAGGAGCUGUUCGGUCUGAACUAGUUCAGGAUAACGAGGUGGCCGUACAGCGCCAUAUUAUACAUGUUCUGGAGUGGGUGGGGACAUUCAAACUUCUUACAUACACACCCGCCACGUCCAUUAAACGCCGAUACGAUCUCGAUGCUGCAUUUAUACUCAUGGUUCUCGAGUUUUCACGUUUCCAAUCCAUGCGCUUGAGAAUCAAUGAAGACGAAGAAGCUAUAGCUGAGGAUAGCGACAAGCAGUCGCUACGGACUGGUGAUGAGCAGCAGUUCAUUCCUCACCAAAUCCAUCGUAUCUUGACCGGCCCCCACAAGCUCCUCGCGUUUCAGUGUAUCAUCAGCUACGUCCUGAAGUAUGGCGUGCGUACACCAACUUAUUCCAUGAUGCCUCACGUGAUUGCGGAGCGCGAGCGACAACGAGAAGAACAGGAGUCGAGGCAGCGAGAUGCUGUGAUUAACCUUGAGCGGAAGCUGGUUGUGAAGAUUCAGUCACGCUUCAGACAACAUCUCGCGAGGAAAAUUCGUCUUCAGCUCGCAUUGACAGCAUAUUUCAAGCAAUUUGAUCGAGAGCGUGGUCGGUUCGUUUACGUUUUCCAGUAUCUACAAGGUGAACGCAUCGUCUUGGAGCAAAAGCCCUUUAGUCUCUUUGAUCAGGACGUACCAUUACCACCAGACGAGUGGCAACUCGUGGACAACAACGUGCAAUUCUUUAAUCCACGACGCGGAAUCUGCAGUCGAUUCAACGAUAACCUUGCCGCAACUGUAAUUCAGCGCUGGUAUCGUAAGAAGAUGUGGCACGGGAUGAACAAAUGGAGCUUGCGCGACCUGGCGAGUGCUCUGCGCUAUCAUGAUAGCACGCAGAAACCCUUGAACAUGACUGAUCCUGGACAGCUUGAGAAUAUAAAGCUUCACGCUCUCCAACUACACGUUCUGAAGCAUCAGUAUAAAGAAGCUUACCCCGUGUACGAGGCUGCACUGAAACUUUCACCCAGAGAUCCUCAAACGCUUGUUUGCUUGGCAUUGUUGCUCGUCAUUUCGUGUCGUUAUCCGGCGGCAAAGUCGUGGCAGUGUGCAAUGACACUUCUCCAACAAGCUCGCGAUACAGAUGACGAUUUAACCAGCACGUUACACGACAUCGAGCUAUACUUCUUCCGGUGGGCUCUUCUUCUCCAACCGAAAAACUCUCAGACCAUUGCGAACUACGCCGUGUAUCUCCAGUGCGUCCACCUUGACAUCGACAAGGCUGAGCUUCUCUAUCGUCGAGCACUGGACUUGGAUCCAACCAACGAUCUGAUCGUCACAAAUUUUCAGCGUCUGCAGUCCGAGCGAGCUCCAGGUCGAUUGUACGGAUUUGCUGGACCAGGAGCAACCACACUCGCACGUUCAUCGGAGAUUCGUCGCUGCGGGUCAUGGCGAGAGAUGGAAGAUCCUGAAGCACAGUCGCUAAUGCCAACGCGGUUCUUCCACAGCCUUCGCACUGGUAAGUGCACGUGGGAGCGUCCAAUAGAGAAAGACAAUCCAGUGGAAUGCUUGCUAGACAGGACACAAAUUGUUAGUUCUCUCACCGACACGUACCCAUGA
Molecule: messenger RNA, 5148 nt
Organism: Phytophthora nicotianae INRA-310
Lineage: Eukaryota; Oomycota; Peronosporomycetes; Peronosporales; Peronosporaceae
Exons: 9
Coding region: 1-5148 (1715 amino acids)
Molecular function (GO): protein binding
Source: RefSeq, a predicted model, not a curated record